Molecule: messenger RNA, 4633 nt
Organism: Pangasianodon hypophthalmus (striped catfish)
Lineage: Eukaryota; Metazoa; Chordata; Actinopteri; Siluriformes; Pangasiidae
Gene: rffl
Product: ring finger and FYVE-like domain containing E3 ubiquitin protein ligase
Exons: 6
Coding region: 906-1949 (347 amino acids)
Biological process (GO): proteasome-mediated ubiquitin-dependent protein catabolic process; protein K48-linked ubiquitination; negative regulation of extrinsic apoptotic signaling pathway via death domain receptors
Cellular component (GO): cytoplasm; plasma membrane
Molecular function (GO): ubiquitin protein ligase activity
Source: RefSeq, a predicted model, not a curated record
UUUCAGUUCGUUAACUCUUUGUGACAUUUCGAUAGUUGAAAGAAUACUAAUCGUAGCUCUAUUCACCACAUCUGUAGCGUAUGAGAAAUACAGAUGUGACCCCAGACAUGAAUUUCAACACAUUUGUCAGUAUUAAGAAAAUAGAAUGGAAAGCCUAUUUACUCAAACCUGCCAUUACUAGAAGUCUAAGGGCGGCUGCUGAAUCAUGUUGAUAAAUAUUUGAAGUAGUAUUACAAAGUAUUAUUUAAACAAUCCAAACUUUUACAGUCUAAAAAAGAGGUCUUAGGAGGAAACCGAUCUAAAAGAAUGUCUUCCCCAAACUUAUAUAUGUAGUUUUAUGUAUUUUUCCAACACGUGAGCAAUACAGUAAAAAAUAAUUGUGGUUUUCUGGGAUUCAGGGACGUUCAGAGAGAAACUGAGGUAUGUCCUGAUUCCCGUGUUUACAUUAAUAACGCAUAACCACAUAUUCCUCCCUCUGAAUAAGUAGUCCCAGCUAGGAAAGGACAAAUUAUACAAAUUUAAAGAUUAGGCUAAUUUACAAAUGUGUUUUGUACUGAAAAAUUGUACAAAACUGUGUGUUAUGUAUAAACAUUUAUUGACUGACUCAACAGCUGCCCUUAGACUUGUAUGUGUGUUUUGAAUAAACAGUUUGUUCUUUUCUCAGUGUAUGGAAACGUUGAAAUUCUGUUGUGUUGAUCGUGCAUGCAAUACAGAUGCAGUGGGGAGUAUUUCUUUGACGUGGUUUUAUCAGUUGUUCGCCAGGUGAUACAAGGUUGAGGUGAUACUGGAGGUUUAGUGUACCAAAGUUUGAUUUGUGCUAUCUGCAGGUCGCAGAUCUUAUUAGCCAUGUUCUGCUAGGAGGAGAGGGAGGUGUAGUGAAUUCUUUGCUUCAGGAAGUUUGGAGUAUGUGGGCCAGUUGUUGUAACUGGCUCUGUCUGGACUCACCCACUGUGGAGGAAAGCAGCAGCCGUCGAUCUAGCUCACGCCAUCAGGCGUAUACUAACUCUGGCUACAGCAGCUACCCAUCUCCAACAGCUCCAGAGCACACGUGUAAGGCAUGUGGAGGCCGCUUUGAUGCUCUUGAAAGAAAGCAUGUAUGUGUAGACUGCAAAAAGAAUUACUGUAGCCGCUGCUCCGCUCAGUUAGAGCCUCAUCCACGGUUGUGCCACACGUGUCAGCGUUUCCAUGGUACCAUGUUUGAGCGGGCAGAGCUGAUGAAGCUAAAAGUAAAGGACUUGAGGGACUACCUUCAUUUGCAUGAAGUCCCUACACAAAUGUGCAGAGAGAAAGAGGAACUUGUGGAGCUGGUCCUUGGUCAGCAGACCCCUACCUCUGAUGCAUCCACACCAAGCGAGACACAUGCACACACACCUCUGUCUGAGCAGGAAACGAUCUCUGAACCAACCACAAUCACUGAGCAGUCCUCUACAGGGAGUGGUGUUGUGACAGACCUGACCUCCCAGUCACAGACUGCAGAGGACGAGCAGAUUGAGUCAGUGGCAGAGGAGCCAGAUGAUGUUGAGGAGACAGAGCUUCAGGGGGCACAGGAAUGCCAGUCAUCAGACUCGGACGAGGCGUUGCCCUCGGGUCGGCGGGCAUCUCUCUCAGACAUUUCCUCAGUGGAAGAUAUCGAGGCGCUGAGUGUGCGUCAGUUAAAGGAAAUCUUGGCCAGGAACUUCGUCAACUACAAGGGAUGUUGUGAAAAAUGGGAACUGAUGGAGCGAGUCACACGCCUCUACCAUGACCAGAAGGAUCUGCAAAACCUAGAUUCUACAGCGCCGGCCAACAUGGAAGAAAACUUGUGCAAGAUCUGCAUGGACUCGCCAAUCGACUGUGUGCUCCUGGAAUGCGGACACAUGGUCACGUGCACAAAGUGCGGCAAGCGCAUGAGCGAAUGCCCCAUCUGCAGACAGUAUGUGGUCCGGGCCGUGCACGUUUUCCGAUCUUGAACCAGCGCAUCUUUGGUUGGAGGAUUAAAAACUCUUUCUCGUCUUUUUCUCAUCUUUGCCCAUGGAAGAGCCAUCAUCGCCCUGCUGCUUCAUUUGACUUACCAGCAACUGUUGAACUGGUUGAACUGUGAAGAAUAGAAUAAUGAUACACUAGCAAUAAUUUUUUUCUUGUGUUUAGCUGUCAAGCAGGUUUGUGUUUGUUAAAUUCUAUAGUGUGUGGCUUGAAACUACUGCACUUACUACAGUGCUGGAACAUUACAUGGACUUCUUAGAUUCAGGAUGUAGUUUUGCAAAUAAUUUAAUAAUUUUCUAGCACAUUUGUUACAGCUCCAGUUUAAACCUAAACGACCAAAAUCUGUUCACACAAAUGCACUGGUUAUGUGGAAUGCAAAGGCAGCAGGAUUAUAAGCUCUCCAAACAAAAAAGAUUCACUUUCACCAAUAGCAAUGCUUAAUUGUACAAUGUCAGUAUUGCACACCUGUCUAAGCAGAGCACAACAGUGACACUCCCACGUCCCAUGAUGACAGCUGUAGGCUGCAUAGGGCCAAAUCUGUGUGACUUGUUUGACGAGCAUGAUGGAACACGGUGACAGUUUGACAGGCCUGAAAAAUCACUGAAUGCCACAGAGCAGGUGACACCAAAAUAGGUCCCGCAAACUCUAGGUGAUUUUGAGCACCCAGUCAGUGAAAGAGUGGACUAAACCUGACAGGAAAUAUCUCGAGAUAUCCCAUCCUUACAGGAUUGUCGCUGUUAUUAAGUCUAGGGAAGACGUAACCAAGUAUCAAGAAUGAAAUACCACAUACAACUCACUUUUACUCAGUUUCACUUAGUUAACUGCAUUACUCUUGCUAUUCUCUGCUACUGCAGUGUUUGAUGAAGAUACUCAGAAUUCAUCUUGACAUGUCCAGAUUUAGGUUUAUAUUUAUGUCUUUGUGAAUCCAGAAAGUUUUCGCCAUUCGUUUGUGAGUGAUAAAAGAUUUAUAUCUGAUGCAGUGCGAGCUGAACUUGUGUCUCAAGGCCUUCAGUUCACAAGCAAAGAUAAUUAAUUUGCUAUAAAACUACACCAAAAUGAUGAGAAAAGUACAGAAUUCCUGUGAGUAAUCUUUUCUUGUGGAAAUAUACCAUUUACAGAGUUAGUAUUUUUCUACAGACAUUCUCAUUGCUUUAUAAAAUGAGUGAAGGCCAUAGGGAAUUUAAUAUUACAUCGAAAGGAGUGUUUCUGUAAUUGUCAAUGCAAAGAAAAUCAUAAUAAUACGAUGUCACUUUGAGCAGCAGCUGUAAUAGCUAAGACUGUCUUAAGAUGAAGGAUGAAUGUUCUAAAACCCCAUUUUGAGAAAAUGAGUGUGUGUGUGACAUUUAGGUGUACAGUAAUGCUAACAAAUGUGUAAUGCCUUAAUGUUCUGUCCACCGUAGGCCUGUCAUCUAAACCCGUAAAGUAAACAACUGAUUUGUGCUGCUUUUAUCACUAUGUUAAAUACAUGCGACAGAACAUCUCGAUAAUCAAAGUCCAGAGCGUCUGCUCGCUGUUUGACUUUAAUGUUGCCGUUUAUUGGUACUUGAUACUGAUAGAAGCUCACAGUAGACUCAGUUUAAAUUAUGUGUGGCAGUGCAGUGCACUGUGUGGGCUUCAAGUUGACAGAAUAUUGCAGUGAUGCAUUGGAAUUUAAAUUUAGUACUUGGGAUAGACGCUAACCACGCUUCACUGGAAACAGGUGUACAUUUACAGCCUCUUAGCUUCAGGAACCGGUUUCAGGAAGUAGGUGAAAUAUUAGCAGCAUUUCAGCCCUAUGCACUGAUACAAGUCUAGAUACUGUGCCAAAAUAAGAUUACUGUCUCUGAUUAUGGCACUCUACGGGUCUAAAUGACUGCUAAUACUUCUCAAUGCCUUCAGAUUUCCCAGAUUAGUGGAAACUGAUCAUGGAAGUCAUUUAUGCUGAAGUACUUUUGGGACAGAGAGCGCUGAAACAGAAAUGUGCCUUUACUUGUUGCAGAGCUUAGCAAAGUCUGCAUAACAGAGAUGUGUUUUUAUAGAAACCAAAUGGAUUUAUGAGAAACUGUGUAACAUCUUUAAUAGACAGCACCUUAAAUCAUGCCAGAUAUUGCGUGAUAACUGUUUUUGUUAUUCUGGUCUUUUUUUUUCUUUUUCUUUUUUUUUUUUGGUAAACUGUUUCUGAAGGCCUUUUCUACAUCUCAAAAGGCUGUUCCAAACUGUUCAGUUGUUUGUCUUUGGGACAUUUGUAUAAAAAAAUCACUCAACAUCUGGUAUUAUUUUAAUCCAGGGACCUGCACAGUUCUCAAAUGCUGUAGAAUAGCCAGUGCUGAUUGUUACUGAUUGAAUAAAUACUAUUUGUAACUUAAUGCCUUAAUCAUUCUUUAUUUCUCUACAACGAUGAAGUUAUUUAGAAAGAGCCUGGGAUUUCUACUGAGGUCAUUCAGAACUCAGCAUUGGUACAAGGUAUAUUGUAAUGCUUUGUUUUAUUUUUCAUAGAGAAGACAUUAUUUCUUUUUGUAAAUGCAUGAUUAGUGUCAGAUAUGGGUUCCGGUUUCUUAACCAGAUACAAUGUAAAUUUAUGUCAACAAAACUCUUUGUAGAGAAGUUAAUUUAAAACUGCCUACUAGAUUAACUAAUUGAAGUUUCUUGUGUGUUCUUCUUUUGAUGGUUUUGUAUUAAAAUACUUCCUGGA